AUGCUGUGUUAUGAUGGGAAACUCAGUAUUUUUUGUUUUAUCAGUGCUGGUUUAAUUGCAAUUCUAUUAGAAAUAAUAUUAAGGUUAGAAUUUAACGUUCUUCAAGCAUAUAUCAAUAAAAUUUGGCUCGCUCAUUUAUUUCAGUAUGGAUUUUUAAAUAUAUUUUUACUUCUUGGAUUUCGUGGCUUCUCUUAUCAGGUAGCUGUAAGAGCAGUUUUCUUAGGAUAUGUUUUUGGUAUUGGAAGUGUUGUGUCCUUUAUUGCACCAUCUUCCUGGCAGAUGUUUGGAAUAUAUAUUACCGUACUUGCGAUGUUUCAUUAUUCAGAAUUUUUAAGCAUAGCUUGGAUAAAUCCAUCUACUCUUUCCAUUGAUAGUUUUAUUUUAAAUCAUAGCAUAUCUUAUGGAGUGGCAGCAUGCUCCAGUUGGAUAGAAUUUAUUGCAGAAAGGCAAUAUUUUCCUGUGAUGAAAGAACCUUCUUUUAUAUCAUAUUUUGGGUUAAUACUAUGCAUUUGUGGAGAGCUUUUGAGAAAACUGGCAAUGUUUACUGCCAAACACAACUUUAACCAUAUUGUACAGAGUGAAAAGUUGGACAACCAUGAAUUGAUUACCUAUGGUGUUUAUAAAAUUUGUAGGCAUCCUAGUUAUGUGGGCUGGUUUUACUGGUCUAUAGGAACACAGCUAAUACUUCAAAAUCCAUUUUGUCUCUUUGCAUACACUGUGGUAUCGUGGAAGUUCUUCCAUGAUCGUAUUUUAAUUGAAGAAAUCACAUUGCUUAAUUUCUUUGGAUAUGACUACGUAAAAUAUCAGAAAGAAGUUGGUACAGGACUGCCUUUUAUAUCUGGCUAUAAAUUGAAUUUAUAG
Molecule: messenger RNA, 861 nt
Organism: Eufriesea mexicana
Lineage: Eukaryota; Metazoa; Arthropoda; Insecta; Hymenoptera; Apidae
Gene: ste14
Product: isoprenylcysteine carboxylmethyltransferase ste14
Exons: 3
Coding region: 1-861 (286 amino acids)
Biological process (GO): C-terminal protein methylation
Cellular component (GO): membrane; endoplasmic reticulum
Molecular function (GO): protein C-terminal S-isoprenylcysteine carboxyl O-methyltransferase activity
Source: RefSeq, a predicted model, not a curated record